CACAACUUACACAAAUAAUAUUUCUCCUCAACGUGGUUGGUUUACGAUGCUGGCUCUACUAGCGAUUCUGACGGUGACCGCCGCGGGUCCCCUCGGCGUUCUGUGCGCCGGUCCGCGGGUCGACAUCUCCGGUCUCGGUGCCGUGGUCGGAGAGACCGUACACUUCCAGCGUAACACCUACCCGAUCCUAGACACCUACGUGGAUGUCUACCGGGGAAUCCCCUUCGCUGAGCCACCAGAGCGCUUUGCCAAGCCCCAGCCGAAGAAGCCAUGGUCCGGUGACCUGGACGCGACGAAGUUCGGGACCCAAUGCCCUCAGCCGCUGGUGAGCACCAACACAGGCGAAGACUGCCUUAACAUGAACAUCUGGGUGCCUAACCCUAAGCCGACCAAAGCUGCUGUCAUGCUGUUCAUCCACGGUGGGGCGUUCCUGGUGGGCUCCGGUUCGGAGGAGACUUACAACGGGAUUUCCCUGGCCGCUUAUCGUGACGUCAUAGUGGUCACUUUUAACUACCGACUCGGAGUCUUCGGAUUCCUCAGCACAGGGGACGGCGAGCUUCCUGGUAACAACGGAAUGUGGGAUCAGCUUGAAGCACUCAAAUGGGUCAAGGAACAUAUCGCUGACUUUGGAGGAGACAGCAACAGGAUCACAAUCUUCGGAGAGAGUGCUGGUGGCGUGUCGGUCAGUCUCAUGACGCUCGCCAAGCAAUCUUGGGGUUACUACGACAGGGCUAUCAUGCAGAGUGGAACUGCAACAGCUCCUUGGGGAGUCCUUGACCCAACCAAGGCCCGAGAUGACGCCUUCGGACUCGGUAGGAAUGCCUUAUGCUUUGCCUUUGGAAGCAGUUCUAGUCUUGUCAGCUGCCUCAAGACGAAAACCACGGACGAGAUCAUGAGUGCUGCGACCCCGAUUUUGCUGGCGGCGUUGUUUACGAAAAACAACCUGAUCCCAUUCGUGCCGACCAUCGACGGGGAGUUUUUGACCAAGGACCCGGCCGAGCUCUUCCGACUCGGUGAGUUCAAGAGCAGUGACGUCCUGCUGGGCACCCAGCGAGACGAAGGCGCCAUGAUUGCCCUCAAGGCCUUCUUGCCUGCCUCCUUGGGCUCAGACCCUGUUAUCAGCAAGGACCAGUUUGAUGGAUCUCUCAGUAGUUAUGUCUUCAUGGAGCACGACCAGUCGAUGCUGGACGUGAUCAGCGCGUACUACACGGACUCCACCCAAUCCAACUACCUCCGGCCGUUUUCCCGCCUCACCACGGACGAGGGAUUCACCUGUCCUACCGAUACCGUCGUGAAAGCCUUUGCUGCGGCCAAUUCCAACACCUACCUGUACCAGAUGACCCAUGUGUCCUCCUUCCACUUCGUUCCCCUACCGACUUGGGCCGACAUCGUGCCCCACGCGGACGACCUCGUCUACGUUUUCGGCAGCACCUUCAUGUCAGGCUUAGAACGACCUGUUCUGUUGACGGCGGAAGAGGUAGACAUUUCGGUGGACAUGAUGCGAUAUUGGACCAACUUUGCCAAAACAGGUAAUCCCAACUUGGAAAGCUUGAACCAUGUGGAGACGCCGGAUGCUAAGACAUGGCAUAAGUUCAACACGCAGACCAUGUACUACAAGGACUUGUCCCCGUCAAUGGUGGACAGGCAGAAUCUCCUGAAAGAUGAGUGCGAUCUCUGGAACGUACAGCUCCCCAAUAUGGCGCCAAGUAGACACGCCAGUAGACACGCCGGUGUGGUAUCGUCGGACCUACUCUCGUUUCUGAUGAUCGGCCACAACUAAAAGAACAGAGUGGUAUACCCAAGGGGAUCGCCUCAUCAGAGGUUCGUCGUAAUAGCCUGCACAUGAGUCGCCUUUAGUGAUUCUCUGAUUGAAUCGGAGUAAUUCAAAACCUUGAUUUUGAUAUAAUUAUAUUAUAACAUGUUGCUCUAAAGUGGUCAUCUUUAAGAAUUUUUG
This is a messenger RNA of Patiria miniata (bat star), 1954 nucleotides long. RefSeq names its product cholinesterase 1-like. Gene Ontology annotation, molecular function: cholinesterase activity. The record is from RefSeq and is a predicted model, not a curated record. The transcript is spliced from 8 exons. The coding region runs from base 47 to 1780 and encodes 577 amino acids. Lineage: Eukaryota; Metazoa; Echinodermata; Asteroidea; Valvatida; Asterinidae.